AUGGCCACCAUUCCCACCAAUGUCUCCGCCGAAUUUCAGAAGCCGGACCUUCUACCGGUGACGCAGCAGCCGAAUUAUCACCGAAAGCAGGAAGUAUCCGCUACUCAUGACGGGCUCCGCUUCUGGGAGUUCAUGGUCGCCGGAUCCAUCGCCGGCAUGGUGGAGCACAUGGCAAUGUUCCCCGUCGAUACUGUCAAGACCCAAAUGCAAGCCGUAGGGUUUUGCCCAAUCAAGUCCGUUGGCAUUCGUCAUGCCGUUCAGUCUAUACUAAAAUCCGAAGGCUUUGCUGGGUUUUAUCGCGGUAUUGGAGCGAUGGCCCUCGGAGCCGGCCCGGCUCACGCAGUGUACUUCUCCGUUUAUGAGCUCUGUAAGGAGACGUUUUCCGGAGGAAAUCCGAAUAACUCCGCCGCCCAUGCUGCGUCGGGGGUCUGCGCCACGGUGGCCAGCGACGCCGUCUUCACGCCCAUGGAUAUGGUGAAGCAGAGACUGCAGCUCAGCAGCAGUCCGUACAAGGGGGUAUUUGAUUGCGUAAGGAGGGUAUUGAAGGAGGAGGGGUUUAAGACGUUUUAUGCCUCCUAUAAAACCACUGUGCUCAUGAAUGCGCCUUACACGGCGGUGCAUUUUGCCACUUACGAGGGCGCGAAGCGGGGACUAAUGGAGAUAUCGCCGGAAAAUGCAAGGGAUGAGCGGUUGAUAGUUCAUGCCACUGCAGGGGCAGCUGCCGGAGGCUUUGCAGCAUUGUUUACGACUCCAUUUGAUGUAGUGAAGACUCAGCUACAAUGUCAGGGCGUGUGCGGCUGUGAGAGAUUUAAAAACGGUUCUAUCAAGGAUGUCCUUCAAACAAUAGUUAAGAAAGAUGGAUAUCGCGGUCUGAUGAGGGGUUGGAUGCCGAGGAUGCUCUUCCAUGCUCCUGCUGCUGCUAUUUGCUGGUCUACAUAUGAAGCUGCUAAAUCUUUUUUUUACGAGUUGAACACUGGCAGCAGCAGGAGGUUGUAGCAUUACCACCUCAGAACCCCCACGGAACAGUCAUACGCUUCAGUUGCCUUCACACACAAGACGAACAUACAUGAAUCAGCUUUUGUUUCAUCUUCUUUUAAAGAGGUUUCCUCCUCGCCCUCUGACUCUAGCUGGCAAAGGACCGCAAGGAGGUAAACCAGCCUAGGUUACCCAUAGCUGACCGGCUCAAACUCAAGGGUUUGAGGAUCGAACCUCCAACCUCUCGGUUGUAGGUAGAGCACUCUUGCCACUUGGGCUGUCCUUACGGACAACUUUUGUUUCAUCUUGUCUAAACCGGUAGCAGUGAUUUCAUUUAUUUAUGUACAACCACGGUUCAAGUAGGUAAAAUGCAAAUAUAGAAAUACAAAAUGAGAGACCAGCAUUAGCUAGGGAUUCGGUCUCUUUUGCCUUAAAUUGUUUUUUUUUUUUUUAAACACUCUUGAUUCUUUACAAGAUAGUAUCUGUUUUGUAUUUUAUCAUUCUUUUUCAGCAAAAAAAAUCAAUGCCCCCAUCAUCGGAUUAGAUACUUCGAUCCUGUGACCACCCAUUUGGAAUGGUAGCAGAAGUGCCAUCACACUCCAUAGUAGUUGGCUUCUAUGUCUUAAAUUUAAUAGCCAUUUUCUUGUUUUAGAAGGUUUGCGAACCGAAUAGCCCAUGCAUUAGUUAGGUAUUCGGUCUCUUUUGCCUUAAAUUGUUUUUUUUUUAAACACUCUUGAUUCUUUACAAGAUAGUGUCUGUUUUAUAUUUUAUCAUUCAUUUUCAGCACAAAAAAUCAGUGCUCCCCUCAUCGGUAUUAGAUACUUCGAUCCUGUGACCAUCCAUUUGGAAUGAUAUCUGAGGUGCUAUCACACUCCAUAGUAGUUGGCUUCUAUGUCUUAAAUUUAAUAGUCAUUUUCUUGUUUUAGAAGGGCUGCGAACCGAAUAGCCCAUGCAUUAGCUAGGGAUUCGGUUUCUAUGCUUGACCGUAGAGGGUGAGCAAUGGUAGAGAUUGCUUGAUGAUCAUUCUUUAGAAUUGGAGUUGACAUUUCUUGCUACCCUUUGCAGAUAGCUACACAGUCGAUAUCAUUGAUGUGUAUUCAUUUGUGAAAAGAAUCAUUAACUACCCAACUGCUAUGAUGUGAUGGUAUGCAUCAAUUAUAUCUGUUCAACUGAAAUUUUUUUUGUAGAAAAACCUGCAAGUAGUAGAAUAGUACUAGCAAAGGUGAUUCAUGAUUGUUACGCCCAAGAAUCACCGCAAGGGUAGUCGGUGCGUGGUAAGUUCUACCUUCAAUCAUUUUACUGAGUCAUGAUUCACAUAAUCACAUUGCAAUAUAAGACUACUUCACAUUACAGUAACAUACAUCUUCAUUUUUUACUGAAUGUUCAUUUUUAGUGUAUUACUUGAUGGAUUUCAGCGCUGCACUAUGCUUACUUCCCAAGGGAUCACCCAUCCCGUGACUGCCGG
This is a messenger RNA of Ipomoea triloba (trilobed morning glory), 2440 nucleotides long. RefSeq names its product mitoferrin-like. Gene Ontology annotation, cellular component: mitochondrial membrane. Gene Ontology annotation, molecular function: ferrous iron transmembrane transporter activity. The record is from RefSeq and is a predicted model, not a curated record. Lineage: Eukaryota; Viridiplantae; Streptophyta; Magnoliopsida; Solanales; Convolvulaceae. Bases 1 to 996 code for a protein of 331 amino acids. The transcript has 2 exons. Gene Ontology annotation, biological process: iron import into the mitochondrion.